Messenger RNA from Daktulosphaira vitifoliae (grape phylloxera), 3052 nucleotides. RefSeq names its product glucose dehydrogenase [FAD, quinone]-like. Gene Ontology annotation, molecular function: flavin adenine dinucleotide binding; oxidoreductase activity, acting on CH-OH group of donors. NCBI's taxonomy places the organism in Eukaryota, Metazoa, Arthropoda, Insecta, Hemiptera, Phylloxeridae. The transcript is spliced from 4 exons. The record is from RefSeq and is a predicted model, not a curated record. Bases 271 to 2151 code for a protein of 626 amino acids.
UAAUGAAACAGUUAGUUGAAAGAGUGCAGUUCAAGAACAGAAGACAUUCUUAUUCAAAAUGUAAUAUUUGUUUUUUAAUAUUGUUAUAAACAUAGAAAUUAAUUAAAUAGAAUGAUUAAGCUUUACUCCUUGAGAGUUUUAUAAUUAGUAGAAAUAUAGUGGUCAACAGUAAACACUCUAAAUAUUUAUACAAAGUUGCAAUUUCAUACAAAUUGGUUACUCAAUAAAAUUCUUUCAAAUAAGAAGGUCAAAUAAAGUAUUUAUGAAACAAUGUUUUUGAAAUAUUUAUUUUUAAUUGGAACGGUCUACCAACUUGUCAAUUGCACCCCAAGAGGUAUUUUAGACUUUUUGGGUCAAACAUAUCGAUCUAACCUUAUAAAGUUUAAAGAAGAUCCCCAAUUUGGUAAUCAAUCAUUAUUGAAUGAGUACGAUUUCAUUGUAGUUGGUGCCGGUGCGUCUGGAGCAACUGUCGCACGCCGGCUAGCUGAAAUUACGGAAUGGAAAAUUUUAUUACUUGAAGCGGGAGGUGAAGAAUCAUUAGUAACUUCUAUUCCAGCUAUUGCUCAUUAUUUACAAUUUACAAAUUACAAUUGGGGAUAUAGAACAGAAUUAGAGUCCCAUGCUUGUAAAAGCCUAAUUAAUAAACGAUGUCCAUGGCCAGCUGGAAAAGGUUUGGGAGGAAGUACAAUUAUAAAUAACAACAUGUAUACAAGAGGCAAUGUAAGAGACUUCGAUCGAUGGGCGGAAGCAGGAAACAAUGGUUGGGCCUACAACGAUAUAAAACAAUAUUUCUUAAAAAACGAAGAUGUUAAUAUUCCAGAGUUGAAAAUAUCUCCACAUCAUGGAGUAGGUGGCCCUUUACCUAUAAGCUACAAUACUUUCAAAUCUAAAUUACUUGAUUCAUUCAUAGAGUCUGCUUCCGAAGUAGGAAUGAGAGUAGGAGAUUAUAAUGCUCCAGGAAGCCAUGUUGUAUUUUCUAGAAUACAAGGUACAACCUUAAAUGGUCGAAGAGUGACUUCGGCGAAAGCGUACCUCCGUGAUAAUAUCAGCAAUUUAGACAUUGUUGAAUUUGCAUUUGUCACAAAAAUAUUAAUCGACCCAAUAACAAAAUCAGCAUAUGGAGUAGAAUUUAUAAAAAAGAAUAAAAAAAGAAAAAUAUUAGCGAAAAAAGAAGUAAUUGUAUCAGCGGGUACAUUUAAUUCAGCUAAACUUCUCAUGUUAUCAGGAAUAGGACCUAAAGAACAUUUAGAGUCAUUAGGUAUUAAAACUAUAGCCGAUUUGCGCGUUGGUGAUAACUUACAGGAACAUCCUGCAUAUGCCGGAUUGACAUUUUUAGUAAAUGAUUCUGUGUCAUUUGUUCCUGAUAGAAUAUUUAGGUCACCAGUACAGGAAACAUUUAAAUUGUUGAAUGGAAAUAGUUGGAUGAGUACAUUACCUACCGAAGCAGUUGGUUAUGUUAAAACAAAAUACAAUACUAAUAAAGAAGAUAUUCCAGAUAUAGAAUAUAUAUUUCUUUCUGGUAGUUUACCUGGCGAAGAUGGUUUAGGUGGUAGUAUUGGAAGAAGAUCAAUGGGUAUUCCCGACAACAUUUAUGAAGAAAUGUUCAAGGGAGCUUUUAAUAAGGAUUCUUGGACAAUAUGGCCAAUGUUAAUGUAUCCAGAAAGUAGAGGACAGGUUCGAUUGCUUGAUGACAACCCUUUUUCAAAACCAGUCAUAAAUGCGAACUUUUUUAGUGAUCCAAUGGAUUUAAAACGUCUUGUUGAAGGAAUUAAAAUGGUUAUUGAUCUCAGCAAAACUCAUGCGUUUCAAAAGUAUCGCUCAGAAUUGUUUGAACGUCCUAUGCCAGGCUGUAAACAUUUAAAAUUCGCCUCUGACGAGUAUUGGGCUUGUUGUAUUGAACAAGUUACAAUGCAGAUGCAUCACCAGAGUGGAACUUGUAAAAUGGGACCCGAAUGGGAUCGAAAUGCAGUAGUAAACCCGCUAUUAAAGGUGUAUGGUAUUUCUAAUUUAAGAGUUAUUGACUGUUCUAUUAUGCCAACAAUAACAGGAGGCCAUACAGUAGCACCAGCGUACAUGAUUGGCGAAAAAGGUGCAGAUUUAGUGAAAUAUUCAUGGUCAAUUGAAACAAGCAAUUCAACUCGUUUUAAUUGAUUAUUAUAAAUUUAUUAAAAUAAUUAUAAAAUAUAAUAGAAUAAUUAUAUUUUAACACAGAAUAACUGUUUUGACAUCUUAUAAAAAAACAUAUGAUUUUUUUUUGUGACCCAACAGGAAUAAUAAAUAUCUUGAUAUAUCUAGUCAUCUUUUUGAAAUUAAUUUUCAUACGGUAAAUCUGGCUGAGAAUAUGAAUACAAUUUUUUCUGUUUUAGCUAUGUGUGUAAAUAUUUAAAUCAAUAUUUUUUUUGUUUUCAUAAAAUGUAUGUUUUGUAAAAAAUUAUUUUUUUAAUUAACCAAAAAUUUUUGUUAAUACAAAAAUAAAAAUUAUUUUUAAAGUUGACAACACAUAAUUUAAUUUAAAAUUAUGUUAGGCGAAAUAGUUUUAACUUAAUAGAUAAGCAGCGUUGUUUGUUAAUUACACGAUUUAAUUCAAAAAAUAAUUUGGUUUUAUGUUCAAUAGAUAAAAAUUAAAUUUUUAACUUAUUAAACAUUUUAAUGUUGUAACAUUUUUAUGUUAGAUUUUUAAAAAUAUAUAUAAUGUAAUAAAUUUAAGUUUAACAUUUUUAAACCCUCAGAAUAAUCAUAGAAUGUAUAAAAAGGUGGCUCCUUUAUACCUGCAUAUGAUUGUUAAAAUGAAACAUUUAAUUUAUUUAUGUUUUAACGUUAUAAAUCAUUUUUUUUGUUAAACAAUAUAUUUUUUGAGUCUAUAAUACGUUAAUUUCAUUUAUAAUAAUUGUGAUUACAACAUUAUUAUGCAUAACGUUUCUUGUCUAACAACUUUUUAAUAAAAUUAUUUAAACGGAGGUAUAAUUUUGUAAUUUUAACGGCUGUAUAUUAAAAAAAUUAUGAAACAAACGAUAAAUAAUAAUUUAACAAGUAUAGUUUUUGACUAUAAAAU